AACAAGCCGGAAAAAAAAUUAAUUCAAUAAAAGUAGAGCCAAUUAAGAGAAUUAAUGAUAAAAAUAAAGAGGUUGAUAACUUAGUUAUUAAGCAAAUUGUUAAAGGCGAAAUUAAUGCUCUUCCAAAUGGUUUUCAAAAAGCAAGCGAAAAUGAAGCCGAGAAACUUCUCGAUAGUUUAAAAAGGACAUUAAAGGCUCGGCAGAAACUGGAAGAAGCGAUUGAAGCCACACCAAAAGCCAAAACUAGUGGGUUGAUUGAAGAAUUGGAGGGUAGGAGCGGAGAAAUUAAGUUAGAAGACAUUACAGAAGUUUUGCAGAAACUCCAAGAACCCAACCUUUCUGACGAGGAAAAAACAACUAUUAAUGGUGCUACUGACCGAGAAAAUUUAAAAGAUAUCCAAAGAGAAAUUCGUGCCAAACGCAGCGAAUCCCCUUGGGAAAAAUUUUUCCAAAAACGCGAGAUUAAAGAAGAAAGCGAUAAAAAAAUUUGGCAAGGUGCUUAUUCUACUCUAAAAGGAUAUGAAGAAGCUGAAAACUAUUUAUCCAAGGUUCUAGAAAAAGAUGCCGAUAAUAAUGAAAUAUUUUUUGCGGCUCAUAAGAUUGAAAAUGAAGAGCAAAAAAAUAAUUGGAAAAUUGUGGCCGGUUCCAAAGUUGAAAAGGCUAAAAAAAUUUGGAGUAAUGAUAAAUAUCACCAAAAAGAUAUUAAUAAAAUUUCAGAAAUAUUAAAAGAAAUUUCUAUUACUAAUAAUUUAACCGACUUUCGGAAGAUUGACUUGGAUAACCUAGGUUAUGAUGAAAAUUUUGUCCCUGCUGAUUAUGGACACAAUAAAAUAAAAGA
This is a messenger RNA of Funneliformis geosporum, 838 nucleotides long. The record is from the annotation of a GenBank genome assembly. Lineage: Eukaryota; Fungi; Glomeromycota; Glomeromycetes; Glomerales; Glomeraceae.